This is a messenger RNA of Pimephales promelas (fathead minnow), 3107 nucleotides long. Its product is annotated as hormonally up-regulated neu tumor-associated kinase homolog A. The record is from RefSeq and is a predicted model, not a curated record. NCBI's taxonomy places the organism in Eukaryota, Metazoa, Chordata, Actinopteri, Cypriniformes, Leuciscidae. Gene Ontology annotation, biological process: intracellular signal transduction; protein phosphorylation. Gene Ontology annotation, molecular function: protein serine/threonine kinase activity; ATP binding. Gene Ontology annotation, cellular component: cytoplasm.
CGUUUGAAAUUCAAAAGUUUUUGUUGCUCUUUAACUUUCACUAUGUGAUUUACCACCAAAACAGUGUAAUAUUAAUAAAAACGCUUGUCUUUAGAGAUACAAGCUCAGAAACAUUUCGAAUCUGUUUUUUUUCUUCGAGUAGCCUAAUAUGGUGCCAUGAUGGAAAAUGCAAUUUUGUUAUUUUAACAAUAACAGUAUAUUCAAUACAAAACAAUAACUAAUCAUCAGUAAAGACGAUAAGACUACUUUGUAGGCCUAUUUGUGAACACACAAUUGUGUAUGUCGUUCCAUCUAAAAAACGACGCAUUUGCACUUGCUUUGGUGUCAACCUAUGAAUAAUUUUCUAGAUCCGCCCCUGGGUGGCGCGUGUGUCAGGUAAGUAUUAGGGACAGGGAUUCAUUCAACAUGAUGUCUCAUUCCCAUUGAGCUCUUGGUAAGCAGUAGCAGUUGAUUCAGAGGACAUAACAGGCGCAGGGAUGCUCGAUGCUGGAACAGACAUGGGUACGGACAGGAGGGUUUUCGGGAUGAAAGCUAAGGCUCCGGUAGCCACAAAAAACAUCCACCCUUCGUCUCUAAGCAACGGUCCUCCAGCUGACAUCCUCCGAAACUUUUACCACACGAAAAGAGUUGGGAAUUAUCUGGUCGGGAGGAAGCUGGGAGAGGGCUCGUUCGCCAAAGUGCGAGAGGGGCUUCAUGCGACCACCGGCGUGAAGGUGGCGGUAAAAGUGAUUGACAAGAGAAAGGCCAAAAAGGACUCGUACGUCACAAAGAACUUGAGGCGUGAAGGACAGAUUCAGCAGAUGAUCCGACACCCACACAUCACCCAACUGCUGGACAUCCUGGAGACGGAGAACAGCUACUACCUCGUCAUGGAGCUCUGCCCUGGUGGAAACCUCAUGAACCACAUUUAUGAGAAGAAAAGGCUGGAUGAAAGAGAAGCCCAGAAAUACGUACGCCAGCUAGUCAUGGCGGUGGAGCAUCUGCACAGGGCAGGAGUUGUUCACAGAGACCUGAAGAUUGAAAACCUCUUACUUGACGAACAGGACAACAUAAAACUGAUCGAUUUUGGCCUCAGUAACUGUGCAGGAAUUCUGGGAUACUCUGAUCCCUUCAGCACACAGUGUGGCAGCCCAGCAUACGCCGCACCAGAGAUUCUCUCAAGGAAGAAAUAUGGGCACAAAGUGGAUGUCUGGUCAAUAGGGGUGAACAUGUACACCAUGCUGACUGGUACCCUACCAUUCACCGUGGAGCCAUUCAGCCUGAAAGCUCUGCAUCAGAGGAUGGUGGACAAAGAUAUGAACCCUCUACCUCCAUCUAUCUCUUCAGCUGCGGUCAAUCUGCUGAAGAGACUGUUAGAGCCUGACCCCGACAAGAGACCCAACAUCCAUCAAGUGAUGACCGACUCGUGGCUGCGGUUGGCCAACCCUCACAUGAGAGUUCCUUACUUAAAUGGAAUCCACAUUGAGGAGAUCAACCAUACGGUUCUGCUCCACAUGACUGAGAAAAUGGGCUACAAACACAGUGAGGUUCUGAGUGCGGUGCUCACUAACAAAGCUUGCCACACGCUGGCUGUCUACUUCCUCCUCAACAACAAAAUGAAGAGACUCUCAAAAGAGUACAGGGUAGUUUUGAGGAGCCAACAUCUACACGUUUAUCCUUCAGCUGUACCCAAGCUGGUACCCGUCUAUCCCCCUGUGAGCAAAGGCCCCACCAAGGAAAAAGAACAAAGAACUGGUCAUCUGAAAGCUGUGACUGGAGGUUUUAAAGAUGUGUACUCAGGACGUGGUGGUUGCAUCAGGUCCUCCUCUAUGAAAUGCUGGAGAUCCACCCCCCGAACAUCCCUUCACAAUCCCAUCAUCGUCAAACCUCAGCUCAAGAAACAGCCUCCCACUUCAGACUGGUCUAGCUCCUCAGAUUCAAGCGGUAGCCCUCCCAGCAGCGAAGAACCCGACAGCCCUCAGCACCGCAGCAAGUUCCCUUUCAUGGGUAUCGGGCAGAUUUGAACUAUACCUGCCGCCCUUCAGCUUCCAGCUGCCCCCCUUCAAGCCAGAGCCUGCGGUUACGUGGAAGUGGAGUCUCCAACUCAAUACCAUAUGCAAACUCUGCUCUGCGCCUCAGGGGCUCUCAAAACCCUGUGCUGAGGAUGAGAACUUUUCGAUUACAUAAAAUCACAUGUAUUCCAUACCAUAUUCUCUCAUCAACAUUGCUUGCAGUAACACGCAAAAUACACUGCAAACCCCGCGGGGAGUUUGUCGGGAAGGCGUGUCAUACAUAGCUUGCAGAGAACAUAUAUAACACAAAUAGAUCUUGAGGUAAAAAAGCCUCAGGACGGUAGACACUGAAAGCCAAGUUCACAUGCAGCAGCACGUUCAACAGGCUUCUAGUCUAAGUGCCAUGUAGCAACCUUUAAUGCACAAUUCUUCUGUGAAACAAAGCUGUCACUGCCCACAAUAAAGUGUGUGCUAAUAUAUGUUGAUGUAGAGUAAUACAACAAAGACUUCUGAUAGUGAACUUAUUUGAGAAAACAGUAUUAGUGAUUUUUAAGCUCUUACUUUAUUUAAAUUGUCAAGUCAAGUCAAUGCUUCACAUUUUCAAUAGCCUUACUUUGAAACAUGCAGUGAAACGUCAAUAUUUUAGUGGAAGCCAACAUUUCUCGUUUUUUCUCCUGUAGCGCAUUUUGAAUAGCCUUAAAUAUCUUGAAUUUUGAAAGUAAAGGGCUGCCGCUUUACUUUUGUUUUGUGUUAGUUUAUUUUUGAAUUUAGUUUUUAUGUUAAACGUUCACUGGUUUCAGCAAAUUUAAUAAAUAAACAAACACAAAACAAAACAUUCAUGUGCAAAUAAAACUUAUGAGCUGUGAAAAACUUUUUUUCUGAUCUCAACUGCACUUUUGCCAUACACACCAGGCAUUUUCCCCCCAAAGUGAUGUCAGUUUUUGGGUGCCACGUCUUAUGGUGAAGAUAACUUUGAAGGUAUUUUGUAAGUUUUGUAUUGAUUUUCCAAGUUUUUCCAAAAAAGAUUUUGAAUAUAUUUAAAGAUCAUUAUUUGUGUGCUGAAUUUUCUCUUCUAAUGCAGCAUGUAUUGCUUUUUUUACACCAAUAAAUGCACGA